GGUCACAGUGAUAUGGUCCGUACGAUCAGUACUGAUAAAACUGGUCAGUACUUGGUGAGUGGUUCCGAUGAUGGUACUAUCAAACUGUGGGAGAUCAACACUGGAAGGUGUUUGAAAACGAUAGAAACUGACGGUGUGGUACGUUCAGUAGAAUGGUGCCCGAAUUCCGCGCUCUCCCUCAUCCUCGUAGCUUCAGGCAACCGCGUCUUACUCAUCAACCCUCACCUAGGUGACUUCGUCGUCUGCAGCAAGACGGACUCCAUCCUCGAAACCCCUCCCCAAAGCGACGCUAUAGUCAGCGAACGCAUCAAGACCACAGUCGAGUGGUGCAACUCCGUCGAAGCCAAUCUCUUCGACCGAGGUGUCCGAAUCACCCUCAAACACUUCAAAGAAGUGUCUCAGGUCACGUGGCACGGCAAAGGCGACUACUUCGCCACCGUAAUGCCCGACGGCCUCAACCGCUCAGUCCUCAUCAACCAAAUCAGCAGAAGACGCUCUCAGCUACCCUUCACCAAAUCCAAAGGUCUAGUCCAAUGCGUCCUCUUCCACCCCACGAAACCGUUUCUUUUCGUCGCCACGCAGCGACACGUCCGGAUAUACGACCUGGUGAAGCAGAACCUCAUGAAGAAGCUGCUCACGAACUCCAAGUGGAUUUCCACGAUGGCGAUCCACCCAGGCGGCGAUAAUCUCCUCGUGGGGACGUACGAUAGGAAGAUGUUGUGGUUCGAUUUGGAUUUGAGUACGAAGCCGUACCAGACGUUGCGGCUGCAUGGUACUGCGGUGCGCGGGGUGGCGUUCCACAAGAGGUACCCGCUGUUCGCGUCGGGCUCGGAUGAUAAGAGUCUGAUUGUGUCCCACGGGAUGGUGUAUAACGAUCUGCUGAAGAAUCCGCUGAUUGUGCCGCUGAAGAGGCUGCAGGAUCAUGAGGGUACCAACGAUUUUGGGAUUUUCGGGGUGCAUUUUCAUCCGUUGCAACCGUGGGUGUUCUCGUCGGGGGCGGAUGGGACGAUCAAGUUGUAUUCUAAUUAAUUUGUUAAUAAAUUUUAUUAAGGAAU
Messenger RNA from Zophobas morio, 1055 nucleotides. Its product is annotated as ribosome biogenesis protein BOP1 homolog. Gene Ontology annotation, biological process: maturation of LSU-rRNA from tricistronic rRNA transcript (SSU-rRNA, 5.8S rRNA, LSU-rRNA); ribosome biogenesis. Gene Ontology annotation, cellular component: preribosome, large subunit precursor; PeBoW complex. The transcript has a single exon. NCBI's taxonomy places the organism in Eukaryota, Metazoa, Arthropoda, Insecta, Coleoptera, Tenebrionidae. The record is from RefSeq and is a predicted model, not a curated record. Bases 13 to 1029 code for a protein of 338 amino acids. Gene Ontology annotation, molecular function: ribonucleoprotein complex binding; protein binding.